GGAGAGGGAAGCAAGGCGAAACAGUCAAAAGCCCUAGGAGAGUGGAAAGGCAGUAUAGUGAAGACCAGGGACGGUGAACUGGAGGAGCAGAACAACUUCAUCCAACUCGAGUGACUUUACACUAUCCCAGACGCUCUACAUUAUAUGUGUGUGUGUGUAUGAUGAUGGCCAUGCGGUCGUCGCUUGUGUCUGUGGCGGUGUGUGUGUUGGCUGUGUAUGUGGGUAUGGGUUUGUGUGAGCCCAUCAGUUUGCGUCUUUCUGGAGACAGGCGUAAGCACUACGAGGGCCGACUGGAGGUGUAUUAUCGUGGAGAGUGGGGGACGGUGUGUGACGACGACUUCGACAUGAACGCAGCACAUGUCGCGUGUAGACAGCUUGGAUACCUCGGUGCUGUCUCUUGGGUUCCAUCUGCUAAAUACGGCAAAGGAGAAGGUACUAUCUGGUUGGAUAAUGUACACUGUACAGGGAGAGAGGCAUCGAUCGCUGACUGUCAGUCGAACGGGAUUGGUGUUUCAGACUGUAAACACUCGGAGGACGUUGGUGUCGUCUGUACACAAAAACGCAUCCCAGGAUUCAAACACAUCAUCACUGAAAGUAACGAUGUGGAGACUCUGGAUGUGCGGGUGGAGGAUGUGCGUAUCAGAGCCACCUAUUCCCAUCGUAAGCGUGUUCCCAUCACGGAGGGCUUCGUAGAAGUCAAGGAUGAGGGCCAAUGGCGGCAGAUCUGCGAUGAGAGCUGGACUCCACAAAACAGCCGUGUAGUAUGUGGCAUGUACGGCUUCCCUGGAGUGAAGGGCUUCAAUGUUAAAGCCUACAAGCUUCUGUCCCAGCGCAGGAAGAAGAACUACUUUGGUUUCUCGGUGAACUGCACUGGAAAUGAAGCUCAACUGACCGAGUGCAGGAUGGGCAAAGCGUUAAAAGUGAUGAAAAACCUGAACGGCACAUGUUCGAAUGGAAUGCCCGCUGUCAUCAGCUGUGUUCCUGGAAGAGCCUUCGCACCCACACAUUCGUCAGGAUUCAGGAAAGCCUACAGAGCAGAGCAACCCCUGGUACGUCUGCGUGGAGGCGCGAAAGUGGGUGAGGGUCGAGUGGAAGUGCUAAAGAAUGGCAUCUGGGGAACAAUUUGUGACGAUAACUGGGACAUGAAAGCCGCCGGCGUGGUGUGUCGCGAGCUCGGCUUCGGCACUGCUAAAGAAGCUCUGACUGGCGCGCGAAUGGGACAAGGAAUGGGCCCGGUGCACAUGAACGAGGUGCAGUGUUCAGGGUUCGAGAAGUCUCUGACUGAGUGUCAUUUUAACAGAGAGUCUCUGGGCUGCAGUCAUGAGGAGGACGCAGCUGUGAGGUGUAACAUCCCUGCCAUGGGCUUCCACACCAGGCUGCGUCUGAGCGGAGGCAGGAAUCCGUACGAGGGCCGAGUGGAGGUGCUCUCUGAGAAGAACGGCUCGAUGGUGUGGGGGACGGUGUGCAGCGAGAGCUGGGGAGUCAUGGAGGCCAUGGUGGUGUGCAGACAGCUCGGAUACGGCUUUGCCAAUCAUGCCUUCCAGGAGACAUGGUACUGGCAGGGUGAGGCCGGAGCUGAUACGAUAGUGAUGAGUGGAGUUCGUUGUUCAGGUACCGAGAUGACUCUGGCUCAGUGUCUCCAUCACGGAAAAUAUGUCAAAUGCCCGAGAGGAGGAGGACGAUAUGCUGCUGGAGUCUCCUGCACUGAGAAUGCCCCGGACCUGGUGCUAAACGCAGAGAUCGUGGAACACACCACGUAUCUGGAGGACCGGCCGUUGUACGCUCUGCAGUGCGCCCAUGAGGAGAACUGCCUCGCCAACAGCGCCAAUACGGCCGACCCAUCCUCAUACCGAAGACUGCUGCGCUUCUCCUCUCAGAUCCACAACAACGGACACAGUGACUUCAGGCCGCGCGCCGGACCGCACGCCUGGGUGUGGCACGAGUGUCACAGGCACUACCACAGCAUGGAGAUUUUCACUCACUACGACCUUCUGAGUUUGAACGGCACUAAAGUGGCUGAAGGACACAAAGCCAGCUUCUGCCUGGAGGACAGCGAGUGUGAUGAAGGCAUACAGAAGCGUUAUGCGUGUGCUAAUUUCGGUGCUCAGGGGAUCACAGUGGGCUGCAGGGACACAUACAGACACGACAUCGAUUGCCAGUGGAUCGACAUCACUGACAUCAAACCUGGAGAUUAUAUAUUUCAGGUUGUAAUUAACCCUAAUUACGAAGUAGCUGAGUCUGAUUACACCAAUAACAUCAUGAAGUGUAAAUGUCGCUAUGAUGGAUAUCGGAUCUGGACCUACAACUGCCAAACAGGUGGCUCUCGAAGUACAGAUUUCGAUGAAUUUACUGGAAUAAAGACCAAUCAGCUUCAGCGCAGGUAGGAACACAGCCAGAGAGAGGAACGUGAAGUGCGGAGCGGAGCCCAGUCGAACCAACCACUAAAGCAGGGAUGAUGACGUGACCAUCGAGCUCUUGUCAUUUCUUUGUUUACUGUCUAGAAGUUGUGACGUCUAUCAUUACAUCAUUACAUUAGCCGCCUUUUUUGUAGCGCUGUAUCACAAAUGACAUACAAACUACAAACAGCCAGCUUCUCAUCUUGAUAGUAAUUUAUUAUAGUUGGAAAUGUCGUGAGGUACAAUAACGAGCUCCAAAAUGCCUGAUUGUUUAGUAUAUAAU
Messenger RNA from Clarias gariepinus (North African catfish), 2679 nucleotides. RefSeq names its product lysyl oxidase-like 2a (gene loxl2a). Bases 159 to 2384 code for a protein of 741 amino acids. Lineage: Eukaryota; Metazoa; Chordata; Actinopteri; Siluriformes; Clariidae. Gene Ontology annotation, molecular function: protein-lysine 6-oxidase activity; copper ion binding. Gene Ontology annotation, biological process: sprouting angiogenesis; peptidyl-lysine oxidation. Gene Ontology annotation, cellular component: membrane. The record is from RefSeq and is a predicted model, not a curated record. The transcript is spliced from 14 exons.